This is a messenger RNA of Gymnogyps californianus (California condor), 2505 nucleotides long. It is a transcript of the gene WHAMM, whose product is annotated as WASP homolog associated with actin, golgi membranes and microtubules. Gene Ontology annotation, molecular function: Arp2/3 complex binding; actin binding. The coding region runs from base 1 to 2346 and encodes 781 amino acids. Gene Ontology annotation, cellular component: endoplasmic reticulum-Golgi intermediate compartment membrane; cytoplasm. Gene Ontology annotation, biological process: endoplasmic reticulum to Golgi vesicle-mediated transport; Arp2/3 complex-mediated actin nucleation. The record is from RefSeq and is a predicted model, not a curated record. Lineage: Eukaryota; Metazoa; Chordata; Aves; Accipitriformes; Cathartidae. The transcript has 10 exons.
AUGGAGCCGCAGCCCGACAGCCUGGAGGGGUGGGUGGCCGUGCGCGACACCGCCUUCGCCGAGCCUCAGCCGCCGCGGCUCCGCUUCCUCGUGGGCUGGAACGGCGUGGAGGGCGCGUUCGCCGUGACCUGCCACGGCCGGGCGGAGGCGGCGGCGCAGGCCCCGCAGAGCUGGGCCGGCCUCUUCUCGGCGCCGGCCCUGCGCGGCAUCCACCGGCAGCUGGCGGCCGUCUGUCCGCGCCUGGAGCCUGCCUUCCCCGCGCUGCCGCCCACGCUGCCCGGCGCCGGCGGCGGCGGGCUCUGGGCCGUGCUGUUCCCCGGCGGCGCGGCGCCGGGCGAGGCCGAGGUGCAGGAGCUGUGCCGGGAGCUGGAGCUCUACCUGGGCUGGGCCCUGGAGCUCUGCGGCGGCCGUGUGGUGCUGGACGCCCUCUUCGCCGCCGACCGCUGCCGCGACGACGAGUACUUCGAGAGUCUGCACGAGCUCCGCGGGAGGGCCCUGCGCAGCCACCUGGCCCGGGCCAAGGAGGCCCUGCGGCGGGUUCUUCAGCAGCAUAAAAAUGCUGACACAAUGGUGGCUUUGAUGAAGGUUUAUGAAGAAGAAGACAAAGCUUAUCAGGAUUUGGUCACCAUGGCAACACAAUUCUACCAGUAUUUACUACAACCCUUCAGAGAUAUGCGAGAGCUGGCGACCCUGUACAAACUGGAAAUCCUGAAAUCUUUGCAGUAUGAUAAGUUGGGGCCUAAAAGAGUGGCAGCUUUGCAGAAAGAUGCUGAAGAAUGGACUAAGCGAGCUGAGAAUGCUGUGUGCUCCAUUCAGGAUAUCACUGUGAACUACUUCAAGGAAACUGUAAAGGCUCUGGGAGCAAUGCACAAACAGAUGGAACAAGAUCAGGAAAGAUUUGGUAAAACCACCUGGGCGUCAGCUUUGCCACGACUAGAAAACCUGAAAUGUAUGUUAGCUAAAGAAACCCUUCAGCAUCUGAGGGCAAGAGAGUUGUGCCUGAAACAGAAGAGAGCUGGCAUUCAGAAAAACAUGGAGGACCUCAGUGAACAGGAAGAGAACUUACCUGUAGUGGAGGAGCUGGAAAUACAGUAUUAUGAAACGCAGCUGGAAUUAUAUAAUGUACAGCUUGAAGUAUUGAAACAUGAAGAGAUGCUGCUUAUUGUACAGUUGGAUGCUUUAAGGAGACAGAUUAAAGAGAAACAGGAUGAAGUUGUUUACUAUGAUACAUGUGAAAAUCCUGAGGAGCUCAAGGUCAUUGAACAGACAAUGGGACAACAUUACGCUAACUUGUCAGAAAUGACGAUGCUGAGGCAGAAGACUAAGCAGUUGGAGACAAAGCGUGGGACUGUCUGUGCGAGGAGAGCCUACCUCAGGAACAAAAAAGAUCAAUGUGAAGCAAGCCAUCGGCAGAGACUGCAACAGGCAGAAGAGAGCAAAAAACGCUUCCGGCAGCAUCACGGCAUACAGAUAAAGAGAGACAAGCAAAAAGAGGAAGAGAAAAAGAAAAAAGCUUGGAUAAGCCAGGAACGUCAGAAAACACUGGAGAGGCUGAAAACAUUCAGGGAGGCAAGUACUAAGUGUCCAGCUCAUGUUGUUCUGAAAACAUCUCGUCCCCAGCCUCUCAGUCCCAAGUUGCCACGAAGCAUCACUCAGCAGGCUGCAGUACUGUCCCCUCCACCUUCGUCGAGAGCAAGGGCAGCUCCAGAGCAGCCGAAGAGCAUACUGCUAGUAGAAGCCAAAGAAUCAAAAGCUUCACAUCAGAAUACCCCAGCAGAUAUCCCUGUCCAGAUUUUUGUUACUGAUGGUGACACAGAGCAACAAAAGCACAGUGAGGGAUUGAUGGUCUUCACAUCCUCACCACCACCACCACCACCACCUCCUCCGCCCCCUCCUCCUUUACCCCCUCCUCCCCCAUAUCCCCCCUUACCUCUCCAGUUAAAGACACCAUCAGCAACAGAGGAUAAACCACUUCCCCUUAGCUCCAAGAGCCCCACAGAAAGCCCUGCACUGCACAAACAGGAUGACUCAUCCAGGAGAUCUAUAAAUAAUUACGUAGGUUCCAUGGAUGAGGUUUUGGCUUCUCUAAAACGCAGUGAAGUUCAUCUUCGCAAAGUGGAACAGCCAGAUCCGUAUGCCUCUGUAAAAGACAACAUCCUCUCUGCCAUAAGGCAAGGAGUUAAACUAAGAAAAGUGAAUCGGGAUACUGAGAAAGAUGUCAGUAAAGGAUCCACUAAUGAGCUAGAGAGAAGCAUUAAGGCAGUCAUCCAGAGAAUUAAGAAAGUGUCUGCUGAUUCUGAAGAAGAGGAGAACAAUGAUCAGAAUAAUGGAGAAUGGGACAGCUAACCAAUUCAGAGUAACAGACUUACUGACUGGAACAGAGUGUGUGUCUCAUUUUGCAUGUUGUAGAAGACUGUCCCUUUGAAAAUGAAAGAACAGUGUGAUUGUGUGUGUUCUCAUAGUCCAAAAUAUCUUGUAAAUUAAAAGAAUCCUGUUGAUUUUCUA